Messenger RNA from Porites lobata, 1767 nucleotides. Lineage: Eukaryota; Metazoa; Cnidaria; Anthozoa; Scleractinia; Poritidae. The record is from the annotation of a GenBank genome assembly.
AUGCUUAAGAUGAACAAACGAGGCAAGGAUGUGAACUGGUCAAAGUUUGCAAAUGCAUCGCCUAAACCAAAGAGACUUCACUUAGAAGAGGAUGACUGUGAUGGUCUUUUUCACUGCCCAGUGCAAAUUUGUAACCACGAGGGAUUCGCUACGCAAAGAGGCUGUAGAAAACACGUAAAGAACAAACACAGUUGGUACUAUUACUUCGACGAGAAGCCAGACAGUGCUCAAAUCGAAAAGCUUAAUGUCGAUGAAACCAGCAAAUGUGAAGCCAGUGAUCAGAAGAUUACACCGCGUAAAAGCAGGACAAUUGCCUCUUUUGAUCCUAAGAACAAAAUUGCCAAGAACUUUUUUUCGUGGCUCACUGGCAGUGGUGGGGGCUGUAAAAGUGAUCGACAAGCACAACAGAUCGUUAGCAAGUGCUUGAAGUUUCUCAAAUUUUGUUGCGAGGACGAAGAGGAGGUCACAUUUGACAUUGUGGACUUUAGUUUAUGUUCACCUAAUCUCCUUUUUAAGUUUGUUGAUACGAUGCAGGAUGAUUGGAACCUCGGACACGCCGGACGCAUAGGCUACUUGGAUGCCAUUGCAGAAUUGGUGGAUUAUCGAAAAGUGAAUGGAGCAUCGGAAUCGGUAUUGAGGGGGCUGACUUCAACAGAAAUUUACUUGAAAAAAGUGCGCAAAACCGUUUCCAAAAUGAUGCGGUUGCAGUGGACCAGUGAGCUCGACAUCGAUGCCUUAGAAGCCAAAGGGCACUGGGCCACACUAGAAGAACUGUUGGAAGUCGUGGGUCGCUACCUGCCGCGCUACGAGAGCGUGCUGAAAUCAUGCAAAGAGAAACCUGGUGCUGUUUUGCCAAUAGAUUUAUCUUUUGCUACCAAAUUUGUGGCCGUCUAUUUAUUUAUCAAGGUCAAGGGCUCGCGCCCCAUGACAUAUCAGUACUUAACAGUGGAAAUGGUGAACAAAGCCAAGACUAACGGUGGAUUUGUAGACCAGAAAAUGUUCAAAACGGCUGGCAAAUAUGGCUUCGAUUCUCUUUACCUGACUGAGACGAGCAUGCAAGUGUUGGAUGGCUACAUCAACCACAUUCGCCCCCUACUCAGACCGACCUGCGACUUUGUAUUGGUCACAAGAAAUGGAGGGCAGCACCAAAAACUGGGAGGGCUAAUGAGUAAACUGGUCUUUGAUGCAACGGGAAAGUACGUUCACCCGACUCGCUAUCGACAGAUAGUGGAGACCGCGAGUUCUAGACAGCUGAGCAGCAGCGCGCAGAGCACAAUCUCCGAGGACCAGAAACAUAGCUCUGUUGUUGCAAGGGUUCACUAUCAGAAGCAGCGAUCGCGCGAGGUGGCAAGUAAAGCACAUGAAUAUUUGGAAAGAUUGCAUGGAGACAAAGGGUCAGAGCUUGAAAUAGACGUGCGCUCGAGGCUUUCAGGCGAUUCUGCGUCUUUCGAAGAUCGAAAUGGUAGCAAAACCGAUACUUCCUCAAACGACGAGGGAGAAACGAUCGCAGAAACACCACCCGAGCGUCUUUCAGGUGUCCCGAGACUAAAGCGGGAAAAUGCGUUUAUAGUGUCACGUUUCCCGGCGAGAAAAAAGAGUCUGAUGUUCACCCCCGAAGAAGACAAUUAUCUUAAAGCGGGCAUUGAGCGAUACGGCUACGGUCAAUGGAAAGCGAUUCUCAGAGAUAGCGAAUUUCGUUUUCAAAAGGGAAGGACAGCCAACUCACUGCUGAGCCGUGCAGCGCGAAGAUUCGGAUCACUUUCUUAG